Molecule: messenger RNA, 1492 nt
Organism: Uloborus diversus
Lineage: Eukaryota; Metazoa; Arthropoda; Arachnida; Araneae; Uloboridae
Gene: Arc42
Product: short-chain specific acyl-CoA dehydrogenase, mitochondrial-like
Exons: 11
Coding region: 156-1400 (414 amino acids)
Biological process (GO): fatty acid beta-oxidation using acyl-CoA dehydrogenase; butyrate catabolic process
Cellular component (GO): mitochondrion
Molecular function (GO): flavin adenine dinucleotide binding
Source: RefSeq, a predicted model, not a curated record
UUUUGUUUCUUUUUGAGUCAGCUUCUGUCCGGUUGUUGGGCUACGGUUGUUGAUAAUCGAGGGUGCAAAAAAUGUGAAUCUUGGGGCUACUUAUUCGAUUUUUGACCACUAGUAAUUUAAAAGUAUCAACCCAAAUAAAAUUGUUCUCAGGAAAUAUGGCCCCAAUUUUUAGCCGAUUUGGGAGUGGAAUUUUGUCUCUUGCAGGGCUCGUAAGAUCUUCAAAGUAUGCUGCUCUUCGAACUAUAUCCAACAGUUACAGUUUACCUGAGACUCACAAGAUGCUACAGAAAACUUGUCGAGAAUUCGCUGAAAAAGAAUUACAACCAGUAGCUGCAAAAUUUGACAAAGAACAUUUAUAUCCAAAAGAACAAAUCAAAAAGCUUGGGGAAUUAGGUCUGCUAGCAGUCACUGUGCCAGAAAAUGCAGGGGGCGCUGGAUUGGACUAUUUAGCAUAUGCCAUUGCUAUGGAGGAAAUUAGCCGAGGAUGUGCCUCCUGUGGUGUAAUCAUGAGUGUUAAUAAUUCCUUAUAUUUAGGUGCCAUACAGAAAUUUGGAACUGAAGAGCAGAAGAAGAAAUAUCUAAAUCCUUUUGUUAAUGGAGAUAGAAUUGGUUGCUUUGCUUUAAGUGAACCAGGUAAUGGAAGUGAUGCAGGUGCAGCAUCAACAGUAGCUAAUUUAGAUGGAGAUUCUUGGGUACUAAAUGGCACAAAGUCUUGGAUCACCAGUGGUUAUGAGGCAGAUGCAUCUGUGGUGUUUGCUACUACAGAUAAAUCUAAGAAGCACAAAGGAAUAAGUUGCUUUAUAGUGCCUAAGCCUACUGCUGGAUUAACUCUGGGCAAGAAGGAGGACAAAUUGGGAAUUCGUGGCUCUUCAACUUGUAACCUCAUCUUUGAAGAUUGUCGUAUUCCAAAAGAAAAUCUUCUGGGACAACAAGGAGAAGGGUUCAAAAUUGCUAUGAUGAGCUUGGAUGCUGGAAGAAUUGGAAUUGCAGGUCAAGCUCUUGGUAUUGCGCAGGCUGCUCUCGAUUGUGCUGUUAACUAUGCUGCUCAAAGACAAGCUUUUGGUGCUUCAAUACUCAAGUUGCAAGCGAUUCAGAUAAAACUAGCAGAAAUGGAAUCAAAAAUUGAAGCAGCCCGAUUGUUAACGUGGAAAGCAGCUACUUUGAAAGAUGCUGGGCAAAAAUAUACAAAAGAAGCUGCAAUGGCCAAAUUAGCAGCAUCUGAAGCAGCUACUUUUGUUUCUCAUCAAGCAAUUCAAAUCUUAGGUGGUAUGGGAUACAUAUCCGACAUGCCUGCUGAACGUCAUUAUCGAGAUGCUCGCAUUACAGAAAUUUAUGAAGGAACUUCUGAAAUUCAGAAGUUGGUGAUCGCCGGUAACCUAAUCAAAGAAUAUGGUCUUUGAGCAUACUAACUGACAUCUUUAUUAAUAUCCUACGUUAUUUUUGUAAUUUAUAAAAAUAAUAGUCUAUUUUUAACAGAAAUAAAGCAUUUUAU